CCAUCGCGCAAGGCAAACGAUCCUCUCGCUCGCACAAAGGCGCGCAGGCAGUAAAGCAGAAAAACUGAACCAAGAUCUUAACUCGAAAAGAUCUAGAGCUUGCUCGAUCCACAGAUCCAGGCUCGAGCUAUUUUACAUUUAUACACAUCGAUCGGAGAUCAUCGAUGGGCAACUGCCUCAAGCUGCAGCGCUCGGCCGCGUCGUGGGUGGACGACGACGAGUGGGAGGUGGACGAGCGGAUGCCCGCCGUCGAGAAGAUGGAGCGGGUCGAGGUGAAGAUCAAGGUGACCAAGAGGCAGGUCCAGGAGCUGCUGCAGAAAGCCGGCCGGGACUGCAAGGGGAGCUCGGCCGAGAAGUUGCUGGCGGAGCUGAUGGAUUCCGGCAUCGUGUGCUGCCAGCACGAGACGCGGGGGCACUGGAGGCCGUCGCUGCAGAGCAUCACGGAGGCCGAGGAGCAGUGACGAGUGUACUCGCCAUUUUUGGAUCUGUUCGUAGGAUUAUUUUUUUUCUCCCCAUCUUUAGUUGGUUCGUUUUUAUGUGCAUAUACAGUUGCUGUAGGAGUAUGUAGGUUUUAGAUCGAGAUUCUGUUCGGAGAUGUACAGAGUAUACAAAAAUGCUGAUAGAGAUGAUUUGUUGGAUUUAUUUUUUCUGGUAUUUUUGGUACCGAGCUCU
Brachypodium distachyon (stiff brome) is the source of this 672-nucleotide messenger RNA. RefSeq lists its product as uncharacterized. Bases 165 to 461 code for a protein of 98 amino acids. The transcript has a single exon. The record is from RefSeq and is a predicted model, not a curated record. Lineage: Eukaryota; Viridiplantae; Streptophyta; Magnoliopsida; Poales; Poaceae.